AUGGUUGGGAAUGACUUUUCUGAUGUUUAUUACGGUAUACCUCGGUUAACGAGGUAUUGGUUAACUGGAACCGUUGUUCUAUCUCUUCUCGGAAAGUUAGGCCUUAUAAGCCUGUUUUCGCUUAUAUUGGAGUGGAACAAAUUCUUCUAUGAUUUCCAGGUACAUAAACUGACCCGCAAUUCAAUCACCUCAUCAGAUAUGGCGGCCAGUGACGGCUCUCUUCUUUUAUCCAGUAACACCCCAAACUGGAUUCCACUUCCUUAUUAACCUUUACUUUUUGUACACAUAUUCGUCCCGGUUGGAAACUGGUAGGUCCUCUUGUCUGACCCAAUCUGUUAGUCGAAUUCAGCGGACGUCCUGCGGAAUACGCCUUCCUCCUACUCGUUAACUGGAUUACUCUGACCGUAUCCUUUGAAAGCAUAUUUAGGGUGGAAAUUUGCCUGAAUUUUGUUUCGAAAUCAGUUACUUCAUGCGCUGAGCAAACUAGCUUGAUGUACUAGGUCAACUGUCUAUGGAGAGCUUUCAGCGACUCCCCCCUCUGAUUGAGUAAUUUACCUCCUGCAAAUAUGACUGCUCAGCUACAUAUUAGUCUCUUUCAAAAUUUUUUCCUUAGCUAUUAGUUUAUUGGCUUUCUUAUGGGCUUCUACGUAAGUUACCGAUACUUUUGUGUCAUCGCUCUUGGUAGAUUUUUGCUUUUCGUCCUUCAUAUGCAUCUGAGUUGUCACUUUAUCUCUACAGUAGCCCUUCUUCGGGAUAUAUUGACGAAUUAUAUGACUUUUUCUACUACAUUGUACGAUCGAAGGACAUCGAAAAUGCCAUGUUAAGAACCGUGCGAAUGACAUUUCCUCUUAACUUUAAACCAUCAUCGAUUCUCCGGCACGUAUCAUGUCUGGCAUUUGUCGACAUUCUAGAUUUAAGGUUUGCUUCCCCACGAAAAUAUACGGCAAUGAAGGACCCGAACAUGAUAAAAAAAUGACAAAAGAAUUUGUUUUAUAAUUUGUCUUUUGGAAGGAUGACCAAUUUUGCAUAUCCAUUGGAAAGCUAUGGCGAAUAGUAGGUUUUUGUUAACGGAAUCACCUUGGUUGGAGGAGCAUCAGUAGAAUUUAUCGGUUUUGCAUUCACGGUGUGGCACUUUCUACGAAAUGGGGCAUUUAAGGAUUUUAAGUCAAUUUCGGUGCUUCCAUACCAGCUUUCGGUAACUGGCGUGUCUCAUGAAGUGUUGACCGAAAUUUUGAAUACGUUUACAAUUAGGAAGGAUUGUGUAGGUAGGUUUGCAAUAUUGAUUAUCGCACAGUAUUAUCCCAUGAAAUUUCAAUCACGCCAUGAUUAAUUUCUUCCGGACACCUGCGAGGACCACACCUGAUGUAGAAUUACUAUUCAUAGAUGUUUUAGCAGAUUUUUGAAUAAUUCAUAUUGACUCAACUGUGAAAAACUCUGUGCCUCGGUGGGAUUCGAACCCACGCAGUAAGGGGAAGGCUUUAGUACAGCCAACACUCUAACCACUGGAGCUACGAGACCCCGCCGGACGUCGAAAUUUUAAUCACAUUUGGGUCAAGUUACCCGCCCAACUUACUGCAACGUUGGAAUCCACCACAUCUGAUGACUACCAGGCUCACGUAGUUCAUAGAUGCUUUGGCAGAUUCCUGAAUAACUCAUAUUGACCUAUAUUGAUUUGGUGGAUUCCUGACUUUACAGUAGGUUGGGCGGGUAACAUGACCCAAAUGUGAUUAAACUCGCGUCGUCCGGCGGGGCCUCGUAGCUCAUGUGGUUAGAGCGUUGGCUGUACUAAAACCUUCGCCUUACUGUGUGGGUUCGAACCCCACCGAGGCACCGAGUUUUUCACAGUUGGGUCAAUGUAUAUUAUUCAAAAUCUUCCAAAACAUCUAUGAAUAAUCGUACUUUAUAAAAAGGUUGCAUGGACAGUUUGUUAAUUAAGCCGAUAUUCAGAAAUGCGUUUCUGAUAAGGAUGGAUUGCUUAGGCGGGGUUGUACUAUUGAGCAUCACGAAGCGUAAUCCUAUGGUAUUUCGGACCCGCCAGAAUGUUGGUUUUUGAGUGCAAUUCUUUUCAACCUCCUGCAAAAUCUGCACUUGAUGAAAAUGACCAUUUAAGUAGUAUGACUUUUUCACAUUUCCAACUGCCUGAUAAGUUGAAAUAAAUCUUAUAGAAAACACGCACAGAACAUGCUUUAUCUUAUUCGUUUGGUAGCAAUGCACGUCGUCUUCACAUUUUAUACUCGAAGACAACGUACCUUUCGGCUUGACAUUUUUUUAAUCUUGAGAUUUUCUAAGACCGCGCAAUGUGCAUUCAUACAGCAUCGUACCUGUCCGUUUAGUAAUGCUCUUCAUAAAGUAUGUAACAUAGUCUGCGUCCAUAGCAACUUCUUGUGAACUCUAAAUGGCAUCUUUUUAAAGGCGUAGAGGAAUAUGUGAUAAUCUUUAUGUGGUUAGUAAACACCUUGUAGACUGAAAUCGCUACAGGCUAACGCAACGGUUGAUCUAGCUCAAAUUUAUUCGGGAAUUGAAACUUUUUUCAAAGCCUAAAUAUAUCCCUUCUUCGGGUAAAAAAUGUGCUACCAAAUUAAUGAAAUAAUGCAUAUUUUGUGCGCGUUUUCUAUAAAAUAUGUUUGAAUUUGCAAGGCCGUCGAAAUCCAAUGUGAAAGAUGCGUGCUACAUAAGUAGUCAUUUUUUUACCGAUGCGGUUUUCACAAGAGAUGAAAAAGAAUUGCAGCAAAAAGCUAACAUUCUGGCGAGUCCGGAAUAUCGUAUGAUUAUGCCUCGUGAUAAUUAAUAUUACAACCCCACCUAAGUAAUCCCUCCUAAUCAAAAACAAUGCCAUUGACCGAAUAUUUAGAUUUCGAAUUGUAAGUUGUCUGAACUAAAGCAAUGGCGCUUCUUAUUAGAUCUAUGGACAUCUCUCAGUGGUCAUGGCAGCGUCUAUCUGGCUCGUGCACUAGUCCGCAGAUAAAUGAAAGGAUACUUGGGCGACUUAAGCUAAAUCACUAUCUCCGCAGUUCCUCCCCUUCCAUUUUUAGUACCUUGCAAAGUCCAAGUAACUUGGCCUUGCUACCGUUUCAGUUUUCAGCCUUCUAUCUCCUGUGACAUGCUUUUGACCAGAGCGAAGCUGAUUUUAUGUGACUUUGCCGCCUUCUAAAUCAGCAAGACUCGACAUCCUGACUAGUUUAUCCGUUUAAAAUGCAUGAGUAACUCGGUACCAAUUACCAGAUCGCCUUCAAUCUCAUGGAAUAACGAUUUUUUUCCUGUACAGCUGCUCUUUGAGCCGAUGGUCCUCAGCGUCAUGUACGUGUGGUGCCAGAUGAACCGGGAGGCAGUCGUCCAGUUUUGGUUUGGCACCCAAUUCAAGGCAAUCUACUUCCCAUGGGCACUUGUGGUCUUCAAUAUCAUCAUUCGCGGAAGGUAGGGAUCCGUUUUACUCUCUCUUUCCUAACCUUUGUCUACUUAUAGUGCUCUGAUGGAGCUCGUCGGUAUCUUUGUCGGCCAUGUCUACUACUUCUUUGCCCAUCAAUACCCGCAAGAGUUCGGCGGUCCGCAACUCCUCAAAACACCUGCCUUUCUGUAAGUUCUUCCUCUUUCACAUGCCUCUUAAGCAUCUUAUAUUUAUUACCUGUUCAAGUAAGUUCCUUGAAUAUGAACACUUUUGCGGUACCUUGGUUUACGCUAUAACAGGUCCUCCUUCGUACAUUAUGCCAGAACUAACAACAUCCCUUUCUCCACCUCCUAACUCGUCAAUACUGACUCAGUCGACCCAUGGGGCAUUAAGUAUUUCUGAAAUGUCCGUCAUCCUUUGAUAGAGACCGUAUCCGUUGCAUUUGGGGUCGGAGUCACCGACCUCAAACGUUUUCGUCCGCUGCCCAACAGAGCUUUAAUAGUUAGAAAUUGGUGGGGACGGUCGUGACUAUAGGCCAUACAGUCAGUGACUGAUCUCAUGAAAUGUUAUCCGAGAUUUUGAAAUGUGUUUUUGAUUAGGAGGGAUUACUUAGGUGGGGUUGUAAUAUUAAUUAUCACGAGGCAUAAUCAUACGAUAUUCCGGACUCGCCAGAAUGUUAGCUUUUUGCUGCAAUUCUUUUUCAUCUCUUGUGAAAACCGCAUCGGUAAAAAAUGACUACUUAUGUAGCACGCAUCUUUCACAUUGGAUUUCGACGGCCUUGCAAAUUCAAACAUAUUUUAUAGAAAACGCGCACAAAAUAUGCAUUAUUUCAUUAAUUUGGUAGCACAUUUUUUACCCGAAGAAGGGAUAUAUUUAGGCUUUGAAAAAAGUUUCAAUUCCCGAAUAAAUUUGAGCUAGAUCAACCGUUGCGUUAGCCUGUAGCGAUUUCAGUCUACAAGGUGUUUACUAACCACAUAAAGAUUAUCACAUAUUCCUCUACGCCUUUAAAAAGAUGCCAUUUAGAGUUCACAAGAAGUUGCUAUGGACGCAGACUAUGUUACAUACUUUAUGAAGAGCAUUACUAAACGGACAGGUACGAUGCUGUAUGAAUGCACAUUGCGCGGUCUUAGAAAAUCUCAAGAUUAAAAAAAUGUCAAGCCGAAAGGUACGUUGUCUUCGAGUAUAAAAUGUGAAGACGACGUGCAUUGCUACCAAACGAAUAAGAUAAAGCAUGUUCUGUGCGUGUUUUCUAUAAGAUUUAUUUCAACUUAUCAGGCAGUUGGAAAUGUGAAAAAGUCAUACUACUUAAAUGGUCAUUUUCAUCAAGUGCAGAUUUUGCAGGAGGUUGAAAAGAAUUGCACUCAAAAACCAACAUUCUGGCGGGUCCGAAAUACCAUAGGAUUACGCUUCGUGAUGCUCAAUAGUACAACCCCGCCUAAGCAAUCCAUCCUUAUCAGAAACGCAUUUCUAAAUAUCGGCUAACAUUUCAUGAGAUUGAUCACUCGCUGUAGAACGAACUCACCCUGGAUGGCACAGGGGUGAGCAAUACAUGAACGAGAUCAGCUCCGAAUAGCUCCCGGUUGACCUGGAUGUGGCUGCGUCAGGAAUAUCGACCUGUCGAGCUCCUGCUCUGCAGUGUAGACCUGGAAGAACAGCCUUAGCCUUUAGAACGUGUCUUCACUUGCAAGGAUAACCGCUUGUGUGCCGAAAAAUCCAAGACUCAUCCGUUGUGUCUCUCCUAUCAUGUGGGCUGGCAAGUAGUUCCCCCAAAAUCGGAAGAACGUAGGAGGACCACCUGAAACACGCCUAGGUUAGAAGCUUUUAAAAAUCUCUGUCUUUUGCUAGUGCUGUUGCUCGAAAGGAAACCAUCUCUAAGCGAAGAAGGAUUCACAACGUCUGUCACGCGCAGUGAACGCGGCACUGGUUUAUGGUGGGGCAGACUUGCGUAGCACCUACCACACUCUUCCAUCACCCACUAUGUUUCGAUGUCAAGACAAAGUCAGGGCGGCCAGAGAUGGGUGUUGGCGCAGUGACUGACAGAAUUAAAUGGCCCAAAUAACAUUACCGACAUAGGCAAGAGAGAUUGGAGUGGCCGUUUCCGGCCUGUUGCCCGUCGUCAGAUAGCUAUACUCAAGCUCGAGGUGUGCAGCAUCUGGAGCUCGAUCCCGCGACUUUUUGGGAGGAAGUCCAACGCCCUAACCACGAGCUCGUUGUGCUGUUGGUUUCCACCGGGUAUACAUAAUAGCAGAGGGACCCUCACCAAUCGCUUUAUGGAACUCAGUCGUCCCAUUGUGCCUUAGGGCUUUCUCGAGCCCUGCCAGCAGCCGUUCAUCGGCGCGUAAUAUAGACAGAUUAAUAUUAACGACGAAGACAAGGGAGACUGGAAUAUCUACUUCUGGCUUACUGAACUUUAGUUAGAAGUUCAACGCCCUAACCACUGAGCCACGGACUCGUUGCCCUGUUGGUUGCGUUUGUGAAUAUACAACGGUAGAAGGAGCGCUCACCGAUAGUGUUACGGAACCCCAUCGUCCCGUUGUGCCUAGGGGCUCUUUCUUGAGCCCAACCAACAGCUGCACAGCGGCGCGUAAUAUAGACAGGAUGGUGUUACCGACAAAGACAAGGGAGACUGAAAUGGCUGACUGACGACGGCUAAUAGGCCAGAAAUUACCAUUCCAGUCUCCCUUGUCUUUGUCGGUAAUACUAUUCUGCCUAUAUCAUGCGCCGCUGUGUGGCUGCUGGUUGGGCUCGAGAGAGAGCCCGUAAGGCACAACGGAACGAGUGAGUUCCGUAAGAACGGUCGGUGAGCGCCCCUUAUCAUUGUAUAUUGCCGAUCGAAACCGACAGGGCAACGGGCUCGUGACCCAGCGGUUAGAGGCGUGAACUUCUAACUACCAGGUCGCGAGUUCGAGCCUCGGGUGUUUCACACUCCGGGGGGGGGGGUGGGGGGUUGCGUAUGACUGACUGACGACGACUAAUAAGCCGGAAAUGGCCAUUCCAGUCUCCCUUGUUUUGUCGGUACUAACAUUCUGCCUAUAUAUCGUGCGCCGCUGUGCGGCUGCCGGCUGGGUUCGAGAGAGGGCCCCAAGGCACAACGGGAUGAGUGAGUUUCGUAACACGAUCGAUGAGUUCCCUCUGCGCGUGCUGCACAGGACCUGGUUCCAAUUUAGUGUGUACCAGACCACAGUAAAGGUGACUGGGAUCUCACAAGUGAAAUGCCAUAAAGACCACACCAGGUAGCCGUUGUAGCCUGACCUUCAAUACCGAGAGGGACUCAGUUAUCCCGUUAGUUGUCAGCCCUCUGAGCCACGACUCUUACGACGUCGGGAUAGGUUCAUGUGUGCCGCGCGCCGUCUCGAGGGUUACACGGCCGGUCGGUAAAGUGCGCCCUUCUGCCAUGGUCGGGGCUGAUAAACUUGCUUCAGUAUUAUCUUCCCUCCCAGUCCUCUCCUAUUGCGUAAGGUCAUGGCUAAAAGGAGAGACGCCAUUUAGAUCCACGCAACCAAAAUCGAGAAUAGUCCCUCCUCAAUUUCCCCGUUUGACGCAGCUGAUGUUUCCGUUUUGCCCGCUCUUGCGGAUCUUGCGAAUCCAGCGUGAAAGGCUGUCUACUGAGACUCCAGGAAUCAUAUCAUGGUCUUUGCGAAAUGUUUUGAGCCAGCUUUUCAACUGAUUUCCUACGCAUCGCCCCCAGUAGGAUAGCCACGCUGACCUUGAAGGAUAGCAUGCCCAAAAUACUCCAGCUAUCCUUCUCAUGGUUUAGUUACAAGGAGUGUUACCUGUCUAUUUCCAGUGGAAGUCAUCACAAUGCCUCCAAAAGACGAUUUUAAACAAGAUCACAUUUGUGUGUCUCUUUAGGGAUCAAAUCGGUGUGUCCAGGGUUGGUGGGUAGCAGGUGCAGUCAUUGAGGUCGCCACGAGUUCAGCGAAUGAAAACGUGCAGAAUAAACAGUCACACAGCUUUCACAGUUCGCAGCACCUAGAGGCAACAACACUUAAUGAACCAGGGGACUCAUCGUGAUCUAUUUACCAAAAGAAGCUCGCUGUGCCCCACAAACUCUGUGGCAUGUCUGCUUCAAAUGUAUCGAGCGCCGACCGAGGCUGAGAGUUUCGAAUCCUCGUUUUAUAUAAGAAAACGCCUUCUAUUGAUUUUAUUUGCGUACUAUAUCAGAUUUAUACGCCGUCCGACCCUGCUCGACGACAGACGCAAGCGUUUCGCAUGUCUGGGCCACUCCGUUGUUUUCUUAUCUUGCUUUGAAGCCGGUUUUAGCAAUAGGAUCCAGCGUUGCAUCAUAUGUGCUAUCACAUGAAAUGUUUCCCGAGGUUCUGAAGUGUGUUUUUGAUCCGUAAAUAUUAAUUAAUUUGGGUUGUGAUAUCAACUAUCACACAGCAUAAUCCCAAGACAUUUUAGUCACACCGGGACGCUGUCAUUUGAACGAGCUUCUUUUUGGCUGUCUGUGAAAAAUACACUGUAACAAAUGGAAAUCCGAGUGGCAUGAGUUUCCCUAUUUAUUUUCGAUGCGCUUAUAGUUUGUAGAAAAGAUGCCCAAAAAUAUUAUUUCUUUUACUUAUUUGGAACAGAAUUUCGUCAUAUCCAAAUUUUAUACCCGAGAAAAUGGUGUGUCUUGGUUUUUAAGAACAUUUUCGAUUCCCGAAUAGUUCUGAACCCGACCUCCCGUUACACUUACAUUAAGGAUUUCCAAACUACAAGCCAUAUACUUGCCGCAUAGGGAAAAUAAUCUAUUCCUCUGUGUCGUUAAGAAGAUAUUGGGCUCAUUUUAUAGAAAACAUGCGCGAAAAUAUUCUUUCUUUCACUCCUUAGGUAGCAAUUUGCGACUUCUCUAAAUUUAUACAGUGCGUAACCGAUCUCAUGAAAUGUUGGCUAAAAUUCUGGAAUGCGUUUCCGAUUAGGAAGGAUUACGUAACUGACGUUGUUAUACUGAUUAUCAUGCAGCAUAAUCCUAUAGAAUUUCGGACUAGCCAGGAUGUCGGUUUUUGAAUGCACUACUUCUCGACCUCCUGCAGAAACCACACUCGGUAAAAAAUGACUACUUAAGUAGCAUGCAUUUUUCCCGUUGAUUUUCGAUGGUCUUAUAAAUUCGAAUACAUUUUAUAGAAAACAUGCACAAAAAUAUGCUUUCUUUUGCUCACUUGAAAAGAACUUACAUUGUAUUCAUAUUUUAUGCCCGAAGAAAGUGUAUACUUGGGUUUUUUAAAAAGUUUCUAAUUAUGAGAUUUUUAAGGCUGCGACGUCCAUGCAUGCAAGACCGCACAUGUCCGUUUACUAAUGCUCCUCAUGAUAUGUACAACACAGUCCGGAUCAAUUGCAAAAUUUCAUGAACUCUGUGUGGUAUCUUCUUAAAGGCAGAGAGGAGUAUAUGAUUUUCCUUACGCGGAAAGCAUGCGCCUUGUAGACUGAAGCUGGCAAACGCUGAUGCAAUAGCAGAUCAGGCUGAAAAUUAUUCGGGAAUAGGGAAACUUUUUUAAAACCUGAAUGCACACUUUCUUCGGACAUAAAAUAUGAAGGUAAUGUGAUUUCCUUCCAAAUGAGCAAAAUAAGGCAUAUUUUGUGCAUGUUUUCUAUAAAAUAUGUUUGAAUUUAUAAGACCAUCAAAAAUCAAUAGAAAAAAUGCAUGUUGCCUAAGUAGUCAUUUUUACCGAGUGUGGUUUCUGCAGGAGGUCAAAAAGAGGUGCAUUCAAAAGCCGACAUCCCGGCGAGUCCGAAACGUUAUAGAAUUAUGUUGCAUGUUAAUCAUUAUAACAACCGCACUUAAGUAGUCCUUCCUAAUCGGAAACGCAUUCCAGAAUUUUGGCCAACAUUGCAUGAGAUCAGUCACGCACUGUACUUGGAGAAAGGGUAUCUUUCUGUUUAAAAAAAAAAACUUUUUUUCAAUUCAUUAAUAAUUUUAAACCCCACCUGCUGUUGCACUUGCAUCUAGCAUUUCCAAACUACUUUCCGUGUAAGAAAAAUAAUGCACUUCUGUAUGCUAUUAUGCCAUAUUAUUGGCUCGUGAAACUUUGCAAUGGAUGUGUGACCAUGUUGCGUGCUUCACAAGCAUGAACGGAUACGGUGCUCUAGGAAUGAACGUUUCACAGUCUUAAAAAAAUCCCAUGAUUAGCAACUUUUAAAACCAGUAAACAACUUUUCCUAGGUAUGAAAUUUGAAGAAGACGUAAUUUGCUACCAAAUGAGCACGAUAACAAUAUUUUGUGCCUGUUUUCUGUCAAAAGCACCUCGGGCAUCUAAAAUCAGUGGGAAAAUCUGCACCAUUUAGGUGUUCAUUCCUUGCGUAGUGUAGUUUUUGCAGACAGCCGGAAAGAAGCAAGUUCAAAAGCCGGCUUUUUAGCGCGACUGAAACAUCUUGGAAUUAUGCUAUACGAUAUCUAUUAUUUCAACACUGCCUCCGCCUCGCUAGCUGCCCCUCAUCCACCAGUGCCUGCACAGUUUAAGCAGGUUCACUUUGUAUUCAGUUACAGCGCCUCAAAGCCUUCGAUAUGCGGGGCGUAUGCUUUAUCCUCACCUCUCCUGAAUCCACUCUGAAAGCUCGAACAUCCUUUCAAGCGACGUCCACCGUGUGCCCUACAAAAUGGUUGGCGCAGACACGCGCGAACUAGUUUGUAGCAAUGGUGGACUUGCGCUGCGUCUACCGCAUGUGUGUUGGUGAGGAAAGGCAUGGUGAUGUUGUUUGGCCGACGGCAUUAUACCUCGGGUUGUAGGGGGGCACAUAUGCUGAAAAAAGUCCCUACAAAGAAGGCUGAGACAACCAUUUCUGGCUUACUACUUUAUAGCUCGGAGUCGUAAAGUCCCGCAUGGGAACAAUGACAAAAGCCGCCGGUGGUGAAGAACAGUGGGUUCAGAUACUGGUGAAAUCCUUAAUUUCUGGUCUUUAUCCCGCCAAGUUACCUCACUUUUGAAACCGAUACUUGUUUCCAGCACACACUGACUUGUCUUAGAAUCUGCCUACUGGACACACCUUGCCCACGCUAUUUGGCAAUCGAACGGUCACUGUUCUUUUUAAAAGAUUAUCUUGCCGCAGUCUAACUUACCUCAAUGCUCCUACUUGUUGGUGUUAGCGUUCGUAUAGCGGUAAUGAUACAAUAUCUGUUUUUUAUCCGUUCUUGUAUUUUACGUUAGUUUUUUUCGUCGUCUCGGUCGAGCUGAAAUUUCAACCGUAGCCGUUUUUUAUUCUAUCAACAAUGUUUACUUAUUUAUAAAACGUAACACCUUUUGCUGAAAUAGGUACCGCUUCUUGCCGUCUACUCGUGGCACCGUUUCCGGUUUCGGUAUCCCGCCUCCGCAAAUGCAGCGUGAUUCGGGCAGUCGAGGUUUCCCUGGCCGAGGCAACGUGCUGGGCAGGGAUAAUUAG
Molecule: messenger RNA, 10744 nt
Organism: Spirometra erinaceieuropaei
Lineage: Eukaryota; Metazoa; Platyhelminthes; Cestoda; Diphyllobothriidea; Diphyllobothriidae
Source: the annotation of a GenBank genome assembly